Drosophila subobscura is the source of this 550-nucleotide messenger RNA. It is a transcript of the gene mRpS18C, whose product is annotated as 28S ribosomal protein S18c, mitochondrial. The record is from RefSeq and is a predicted model, not a curated record. NCBI's taxonomy places the organism in Eukaryota, Metazoa, Arthropoda, Insecta, Diptera, Drosophilidae. Bases 36 to 479 code for a protein of 147 amino acids. The transcript has 2 exons. Gene Ontology annotation, molecular function: structural constituent of ribosome; small ribosomal subunit rRNA binding. Gene Ontology annotation, cellular component: mitochondrial small ribosomal subunit; ribosome. Gene Ontology annotation, biological process: mitochondrial translation.
GAUAGCUUACCGUAGCUCCAGUCAAUUCAUUAAAAAUGUUAAAAAUUGCUAAAUUUAUUGCACACAAUGCUACAGUUGUUAAUAUAACUGGCAGCAGACUGGCACGGCCAACAAAUCGCUUUUAUGCCCAGACCGGCAGUGUGGAAGACAAAAACAUCACAACACGAGACUCGGAUGAACCGAUUGACAUAACGAAUCCCUUCGAGAAGGACCCCCAGCAGUGCAUUCUGUGCAAGAACAACAUCACCCCGCACUACAAGAAUGUCCGGCUGCUGUCCCAGUUCCAGUCGUCCUACACGGGCCGUAUCUACGGCCGCCACAUAACCGGGUUAUGCAAGCAGAAGCAGGAGGAUGUGGAGCGGGCCAUUCUGCGGGCACAACAGUGUUUGCUGAUGCCGGGCUACCACAAAGACCUGGACUUCCUGCAGGAUCCCAAGCUCUUCGAUCCGGAGCGGCCAGUGCGGCCGCAUAAAUAUUAGUUUGGCAUUUUAGGUUUGUUCACAAUUUGUUUUUAAUGCGGAGUAAUACAUUUUGCCACCGUGAAGCAUCA